Messenger RNA from Echinostoma caproni, 303 nucleotides. The record is from the annotation of a GenBank genome assembly. Lineage: Eukaryota; Metazoa; Platyhelminthes; Trematoda; Plagiorchiida; Echinostomatidae.
AUGCUUGAAACGGCUUAUCACGGAUGUGCAAUUGGAAAAGCUAAACAGAAUGCUACCACAGAAAUCGAGAAACUAAAGCCGUCGGAACUGUCCGCAAACGAGUUGGUCCGAGAAGCUGCCAAAAUAAUUUACACAGUGCAUGACGAAAUCAAGGACAAACACUUUGAAUUGGACUUGAGCUGGGUUGGUGAAUGUAGUGGAGGUGUCCACACAGUUGUCCCACAACCAUUGUUCCAAGAAGCCGAAACGUUCGCGAAACAGGCAUUAGAGGAUGCAGACGAUUUGGAUGAUGAAGUGGAAUGA